UGCAGAUAGAAUCUCUGCGGCUCUCUCCACCAUCCAUCCACUUCUUUUCAGAGCAUUUGCAGCUCAGACCGACUUUGAAUCUUUGUGAUCUCCUUGCUUUUACAGUUUUAUAGCUCUCCUAAAUCUUCAAGAAACAACUGGAAAAUGCUGCCUGCAACUUUUAAACUUUGUGCUGGCAUCUCCUAUCGGCACAUGAGGAACAUGACAGGUUUGAGAAGAAAUGCCAUGGUGGCCAUUCAUCAUGAGCUGAACAGACUGGCAGGUCCAGGCCCCUGUAACUGGAUCAGCCAAAUCCGCCGAAGAAGCUCCCUCCUCAGUUCCCGGAUUGAAGAGGAGAGGUACAGUGAACAGGAGAUGUCCUAUGUGAAGCAAGGCGAGGACGCACUGCAGAAGGCCAUCAGCAUCCUCGGCGAGCAGGACGGCUGGACUGUCGAAACUGUGGCUAAAAAUGGAGACAAAGUCCUGAGUAAAGUGUUGCCUGAUGUUGGGAAGGUGUUCAAGCUGGAAGUGAUGCUGGAGCAACCUUCUGACAACCUUUACGAAGAGCUGGUGGGAAAUAUGGAGCAAAUGGGGGAGUGGAACCCAACGGUCAAGCAAGUCAAGAUUCUUCAAAAGAUCGGCCAGGACACAAUGAUCACCCACGAGGUAGCUGCAGAGACACCCGGAAACGUGGUGGGACCGAGAGACUUUGUGAGUGUCCGCUGCACCAAACGCCGAGGCUCCACCUGCUUCCUGGCUGGAAUGUCCACUCAGCACCCACAAAUGCCGGCGCAGAGAGGGAUAGUCAGAGCGGAGAAUGGACCCACCUGCAUAGUUAUGAAGCCCUGUGCUGAAGACCCAAAUAAGACCAAGUUCACCUGGUUACUAAGUAUAGAUCUAAAGGGCUGGAUCCCAAAGACAAUCAUAAACAAAAUGCUCUCUCAGACGCAGGUGGACUUUGCCAACCACCUCAGGCAAAGGAUGGCUAAUAAUGUUUCCAUGGAGUUGGCUCACGCCUGCUGACACAAGACGCCUCUUGAGCUUUGGCACGGUGCGCUCAGCAGUGGCAACAGUGGCUGCUCAUCGGAAAAAUCAUGUGAAUCUGCUUAUAAAUAAUGAACAGCUAAGAAAAUCCAGACAGUGUUGAGGAAAUUGGAUGAAGAUUGUGCUUUUUUGAGAUCUUUCAAAAAAUCUGAAGCUAAAUAUGUGUUUUUCUUGCCCCCAGGAGUAGAAAAUCUAUAAUGAGAUUUAACAUCAUUGACUGGAAACUGACACAUCGUGUUUCUGACCAGGGCCGGGAUAAGAAAUUUUGUGGCCUAAGGCUCCUGUUUGGUCCUGUUAGAACAAGUAAAAAACAACUUCAUGAUGCUUCUUAGAUAACAAAAUGAAAACUUAAGGCUGCUCAAGUCCCUCAAUCACAAAAAGAAAGUGGAUUGUUAAAAAAGAGCAAAGGAAACCCACAAAAAAGUGAAUGUACGUGUUCACCCAGCAGCAUGCAGCAUGCAUCUGCAUUGGACAGCCAGUAGAUUUAAUAUAAACACACAACUAAAACAACUGAACUCAAAAGACUCUUAAACAUUACAGAGGCAGAACUGUGCAUUCUGAAAAUGUCAGUACUGUUGCAAAAUAUCUUAAAUGCAUUCUAUAUCAGAUUGAAAUCAAUUUUUUUUAUCAAGGCAAGUUUGAGGGAGUAGCGUUCACACGUUGCUACCUAAUUCAGUCCUGUUUUCAUUAGUUUUACUCUUGUUUUACCGUCUAUUGCAAUUUUCUCUCAUCUUUGGCUACCUUUAGCAACUGGUUUGUACAUUUUUGCACCCUAGUUUCACAUUUAUAAGAUGCAGGCUUUAUUAUGGCAUCACACAGACAAAAUUGCAGGAACAGCUGAAGCAGGCCUACAAGAUUUUUCACAAAUUCAAGUUAUUUUUUGUUGUUUUAUUCUGAUUACAAUAAUGACCCCAUAGCAGAAACCUUUAAAAAGAAAAACAUUAACUUUACAGGCCCCACUGAGCGCCCAAGCUGGUAAUCCUGUGCUGCAGUCUUUAUAUUCCUCCACAUUUAAGACGCCUGGUUUGCGGCACAUUAAUCCACAUCAGUCGGCUCCACUUUGGCAGAAACACUGAGUGAAGCAACAAAUUGUACGAUGUUUCAUUUUGAUAACACUCCAGUUAUUGUCCCUGUCCCUGCUGUGAAAUUGCACUUUUAUUUCACUGUUUUAUUUAUUGAUAUUGCGCAGAUGCAUGGCAUUACAGUGACUGCCAAGUGAAUAAAUCACUGCGGUGUGAUUGAUAUUUAUGUUUUCAUGUUUUUAUUAUGCUGUUGGAGAAGUAGACAAGCAGUCUGGAGAAUGAUUAGUAUGUUCUUUGUUGGUGCAUGAGAGCUUAAAUAAAAUCCUCAUAAACA
Molecule: messenger RNA, 2379 nt
Organism: Amphiprion ocellaris (clown anemonefish)
Lineage: Eukaryota; Metazoa; Chordata; Actinopteri; Pomacentridae
Gene: star
Product: steroidogenic acute regulatory protein
Exons: 7
Coding region: 145-1002 (285 amino acids)
Biological process (GO): steroid biosynthetic process; regulation of steroid biosynthetic process; intracellular cholesterol transport
Cellular component (GO): mitochondrial intermembrane space; mitochondrion
Molecular function (GO): cholesterol binding; cholesterol transfer activity
Source: RefSeq, a predicted model, not a curated record